CAUGGUAGAGAACAACAGCGAGACAGAGCUGACUCAGCAGCGAGCAGUAGAAAGUAUCACGCAGCAGCCUGGCUCCGAGGAGGACACAACAGCACCCACUCAGGAGGCCACCGGGAGCGAAGGCUCCGCCACCCUGUUGGCCGAGGCAUCCAAGAAGAACCCAGAGGAAGGGGCCGCAGACGAUGGGAAAAACACUGCCGCAGGUGGCAGCCUCAGCUCGGCUGACAUCCCUUCAGAUGCCAAACUCCUGGAGUUAGGCUUUCCCACUAAGGUGGGCCACUACUGCCACGUGUGUGAUGCUGUGAUCAAGAGUUAUGCUCUGUACUACCUGCACAUGCACAACCUGCACCGUCUCGAGAAACGCUUCCAGUGCAUUGUGACAGCCUGCAGCCAGACCUUCACGUGCCCCAAUGCAUUCCAGCGCCACUCACUGCGCCACAACCAGAAGUCUGACAGCUUCUGCUCCAUGUGCGACAUGGUCUUCGACGACAACGAGCACCUUCAGGACCAUUUCCUCAGUGCUGAGCACGCCAACAAGUACAUGCGAGUGCAGGAGAAGUACAACCGCUCGGAGCCACGUAACUACCGGUGCCGAGUGUGCCACAGCUGGUUUGGCCUGUUUGCAACUUUUUGUAAACACAUGGAGACCGAAAGUCACCAGUACCAGUGCCAGCAUUGUGGUCUGCUCUUCGUCCAGCCAGGGCCUCGUCGUAACCACAUCCAAAGUGUACACCCAGAGCUUGCCAAUAUCUGCGAGAUAUGCGGCUCCAAGAUGGCCAACUCCCAGGCCCUUUGGAGUCACCUGUCUUUGCACAGCAUCGUGCACGAAUGCCACAAGUGCCACCGCCGCUUUCCAAGGGAGCAGCUCAUGGCUCAUAUGGAAGUUCACGCGCCACCAACACCUUGCCCUUGGCAGGGCUGCAACCGCAAGCUGGCCACAAAAGUGGGGCUCUACAAUCACUUACGUAUGCAUCGUGGCGACACAGACUUCAGGUGCCUGACCUGUGGAAGAGGCUUCUUCAAGAAGAAAGCUUUAGACUCUCACAUGCGACUUCACGAAGAACCCUCUGCGCUGGCCAGGAUGCAACGUUCAGACUUGACUCAAGGUAGCCACAUUCUUACUGAAGUCAGCCCGCAGGAGAGCCAGGAGGAAUCUGCAGGAGAGCUCAUUCAGCUUAUCUGUGCCGGCUGCCUGAACGGCUUCGAGUCUGAGGACUUGUUUGCUGCUCACAUUUGCACAGGCCACCAAGGACAAGGCCAAGAGCAGGCCUUCGUGGCUGAUGAUUCUGUGAUCAACAUGGUCACGGGAGAUGGCACGCUGUCAUCAGCGGAUCUUGGUGGAAGCCAGCUGGUGGCCACGACAGAAGACGGUAUCACCACAACUGUGGCAAUAAAUCCACAAGAGGAUUUGGCCACGCAGUUAGCCCGGGCUGUAGCUGAAGCCACAGGCCCAGGCCAGGUGACUGUGUCUAUAAACACGGCCGACGGCAUAGCAACCAUUAGCCAGGACCCACGAGAUCUGGCAGACUUCCAAGGCAUGGAAUCCGUGACCAUGGACUCUGCCGACCUGGAGCUUACGGACCAACAGCACCAGAUGUCCUCAUUGCAGCAAGAGGGAAUGGAAACAAACGAACAGGAAGGGGGCGAUGAGCUCGUCAUACAACAGCUCGGAGAGCCUGCAGAGGACAGGUCACCACAGCAGGAGCCUGAACAGCAAGAGCAUGCAGCUGCAGAAGAGAUGAUGCAUGCCGAAGAACAACCUGAGGAGCAGGCACAAGCGGAGCAAGAACAAGAGGAACACCAGAUGGAAGGCACCAUGCAUCAUCAAGCACCCGAACACCAGGACACUGCCAUGGAGGCCGAGAUGAACGAACAAACAGCACAGCUGCUGAUGGCUGCCAAUCAGGAAGGCCUGGAGCACCUGGCCGUGGAGUCUGAAAACGGCGAAGUGAUCCACUUCGCCAUUGUUCACCAUCCGGAAGAGUCUCAGGAAGGAGUAGCCGUCACCUCAGAGGAGAUGGCCAUGCUGGCUGCUGGCGGAGACGGUGCAGCAUCGUCUCUGGCUCGCAUUAUGACGAUGGACACAUCGUCGUACAUGGUAUCCGGCGACAUGACCACAACGUCGGCACAACUGGGCAGCGAGACGAAAGUGGUAGGUGCUCUUAACACCGAGGCACCUUUGCUGUCCGUGGGCUCUGGUGAUCUGUGCACCUCUCGAGAAACAUACGACGUGGGACAGGGUGAGACCGCUUCGGAGGCCAUGGCCGAAGGCACCGAGGGCCAAGAGCAAGCCAUCACGCCCGAAGGCAUGGCCUAUGCCGAGACCCCUGCCACCGGUGAAGGUGACCAGAUGCCCAUUGUCAUGAUGGUACCAGGGGGUCAAGAAGGCUUGAACAUGGAGGGUGAGGAAGGGUUUGCCAAUGCGGCUGUGCUCAAGGUUCCCACCUCGGAUGGUGGGGAGAGGGUGCUUCUGAUUCCCAUCAGCUCAGAAGGCGGGAACACGGUGUUCGCUUUGCCAGGAGGACUGACACUUGGAGGGGUUGCCGAAGGACAAGAAGGGUCCGAAGCACAGCAGGGCUGUGUGACAGUGGCCCUGGAUCCUGCCUCAGCAGCCAAUGUUGGUGAGGACCAUGGCAUUCUCACAUUACCAAUGGUGACGGACACAAUGACAGGCCAGGUAUCAGUGCAGUUUGCUCCCGAGCCAGGAGAAUAGGUUUCUUUGUGACAGCACAGGCAAAAACGUUGUGUGGGGUGCUUGCAGGAAUGGUGCAUUCUGUUCUCUAUGUGCCGGUCUCACCAUAUUGUUUGCCUUUGUGUUUCCGGUGAGGCCAUGUUAAUAAGCUGUGCUUGUGUGGGUUUGAAGCACACAAAUUGAACAGAUGGUCAAGGGUUUCCAUCAUUUUCUGUAAUUUCGUUGUCUUUUCCUUGUGCCUUGUUGUAUUGCAGUGGUUCCCUUCGGUCUUUUUGCCCCUUCUCUCGCUCUCUUUUGCACAAGCAAAAUGUUGAAAGCCUUUUGGUGUUCUAGGUUUCAAUGUUGAGAACAGAUGUUUUGUAUUCCAGCAGUAUGUCUCCCGUGAUCAUGCAAAAGGAAGUAAAGACUCCCAAAGACAAGGCUCUUAUGGCUUCCCAAAGUACAACUUGACACAGUCUGCACUUCCAUCAUGUCCAUUUUUAGUUCAUUGUUCAUUCCGAGCUAAAAUUCAAAGCAAGCAAACUGAAUUGUGACUGAUCAUCAUACUUUUCUUUGUAAAAUGUUGUUGGUAUCGGGCAUGGAAUGGAUGCCAAGUAAUAAAGUUACACUUAAGCACAA
Rhipicephalus sanguineus (brown dog tick) is the source of this 3310-nucleotide messenger RNA. Its product is annotated as zinc finger and BTB domain-containing protein 17-like. Lineage: Eukaryota; Metazoa; Arthropoda; Arachnida; Ixodida; Ixodidae. The record is from RefSeq and is a predicted model, not a curated record.